This is a messenger RNA of Microplitis mediator, 1637 nucleotides long. RefSeq lists its product as uncharacterized. The transcript has 12 exons. Gene Ontology annotation, biological process: glutathione metabolic process. Gene Ontology annotation, molecular function: glutathione transferase activity. Lineage: Eukaryota; Metazoa; Arthropoda; Insecta; Hymenoptera; Braconidae. The coding region runs from base 198 to 1517 and encodes 439 amino acids. The record is from RefSeq and is a predicted model, not a curated record.
UGUGCGUUAUAAUGUAUGAUUAUGUGCUACAAAGAAAAUGGUUUGCGCUUGCGCGUACAAUCACUCAGCAGAUAUAUUUUCCAAUGCCGUACAAUCACUCAACAAUUAUUUUCCCAUCUUCGUACCGGUUACUUCAAAUAAUUAUAGCCACCGAGUGAUUUUGAAAAAAAAAGUUUUCGUUUUAAUAAAAAAUAAAAAUGACGAUUUUGUAUUCUCUUGAUAUGAGCCCACCAUGUAGAGCAGUUCUUUUGACUGCAAAAGCUAUCGGUCUUGAUCUUGAUGUUCGUGAAAUAAAUUUAUUAAAAAAAGAGCAUAUGACGGAAAAAUUUCUCCAGCUAAAUCCUCAGCAUACAAUUCCAACUAUUGAUGACGAUGGAUUCAUUCUCUGGGACAGUCAUGCAAUCAUACGAUACUUAGUAAGUAAAUAUGCUAAAGAUGAUUCUCUAUAUCCGAAAGAUCUUAAAAAAAGAGCGAUAAUCGAUCAGCGUUUACAUUUUGAAGGAGAAAAGAUUUUUAUACCUCUACGAAACACAGUUCGCCCGAUUUUUUAUGAUGGAAAAAAAACAUUUGGAGAAGGACAUCUUGCUGCUGCACAUGCGACUUGUGAUAUUUUAAAUAAAUUUCUCGAAGGUAAAAAAUGGUUAGCAGGAGAUAACUAUACUCUUGCAGACAUUAGUUGUGUGUCAUCGAUCAGUUGUUAUCCGACAUUUUUAUCACUUGAUAAAUAUCCAAAUAUUGCAUCUUGGUUGAAAAGAUGUGAACAAGAACUUCCCGGUUACGCUGAAGCUAAUUCUGUUGGUCAGAAAAACUUUUACCAAGCAAUCAAAGCAUUAAUGCAAAAUAUUAUCUUACUAAAUAAUUUUCUAAAAAUGCCGAUUUUAUAUUCAUUCGACUGGAGUCCACCUUGUAGAGCAGUUCUUUUGACUGCUAAAGUUAUUGGCCUAGAGUUGGAUGUUCGCGAAAUAAGUUUAAAAAACAGGGAUCAUUUAAAAGAAGAAUUUCUCAGGAUCAAUCCUCAGCACACAAUCCCGACUUUAGAUGAUGAUGGGUUUAUUCUCUGGGACAGUCAUGCAAUCAUACGGUACUUGGUCAGUAAAUAUGCUAAGGAUGAUUCUCUUUUUCCGAAAGAUCUUCAAAAAAGAGCGAUAAUCGAUCAGCGUUUGCAUUUUGAAGGAGAAAUGAUUUUUGUUCGUCUACGAAAUAUUUCUUUCGAGGUUUUCUUUCGAGGAGCAAAAACUAUACCAGAACAAAAAUUAAAGGCCAUCCAAGAAACUUGCGAAAUUAUCGAUAAAAUUUUAGAGGGAAAAAAAUGGUUAGCUGGAGAUAAUUAUACUCUUGCAGACAUUAGUUGUGUGUCAACUAUCAGUUGUUAUCCAGCAUGUAUGUCACUUGAUAAAUAUGAAAAUCUCGUAGCUUGGUUGAAAAGGUGUGAAAAAGAAAUUCCAGGUUAUGCAGAAUCGAAUACUCCUGGUCAGGAAAAGUUCGUCCAAUCAUUCAAAGCAUUAUUGCAAGAAUAAAAAAAAUUGUAUUUACUUGAAAAUAAAUUAAUACUUUUAAUCAUUUAUUGAAAAAAAUAUUUUUUAAUCAAAAACUAUAAAUUAUAAAAGUAAUAAAUUAUGAUUAUUAAUUAAUUAAAA